Cryphonectria parasitica EP155 is the source of this 690-nucleotide messenger RNA. RefSeq lists its product as uncharacterized. The transcript is spliced from 2 exons. The record is from RefSeq and is a predicted model, not a curated record. Gene Ontology annotation, cellular component: nucleolus. Bases 1 to 690 code for a protein of 229 amino acids. NCBI's taxonomy places the organism in Eukaryota, Fungi, Ascomycota, Sordariomycetes, Diaporthales, Cryphonectriaceae. Gene Ontology annotation, molecular function: RNA binding.
AUGUUCGCCAAACCCCGCCCAAAGAAAUCGCCCCUCCCACCGGCGCCCUCGAAGAAACGCAAGGCCAUCCACGCCAUCGAAGAGAUCUCCUUCGACAACAGCGCCCGCGCCGAGUACCUGACGGGUUUUCACAAGCGCAAGGUGCAGAGGCAAAAGCAUGCACAGGAGGAAGCGGCCAAGAGAGCGAGACAGGAGAGGAUCGAUAUGAGAAAGCAGCUCAGAGACGAGCGCAAGCAAGCUGUUGAAGAUCAUGUGAAAAAUGUCGAGGCUAUGCUGAAGGAGUCCCAGGUCGCCGGACUGGGCUCGGGGAAUGAAGAGACAGAUACAGGCUCUGAGCAGAGCGACGGUGAGGAGUGGGGUGGGAUCGAGGACACUGCACCUGCGCCAGCUCUGGAACCUGUGGAUCACGAAGAGGAGUACAUCGACGAAGAUCUCUAUACGACAGUUAAAGUCGAGGCCGUCAGUGUGGACAGAGACGGGCUGCACAACAAGGCCGAAUUGGAGGCUGAGGAUGAACAAGAAGAGACAGGAGAUGAGGUGCAGGGAAAAAAGACGCAGUCUAGAGAGGGUGAGGAAAAGAAGGCAAGAAGGGAACAACCCAAAAAGAAAAAGAAGAAGUUCCGGUACGAGUCAAAGUUGGAGAGGCAGGCUACAAAUAGGAAGAAUAAGGCCAAAAAAGCAGGAAGAUAG